This is a messenger RNA of Scheffersomyces amazonensis, 2270 nucleotides long. RefSeq lists its product as uncharacterized. The coding region runs from base 215 to 2158 and encodes 647 amino acids. NCBI's taxonomy places the organism in Eukaryota, Fungi, Ascomycota, Pichiomycetes, Serinales, Debaryomycetaceae. The record is from RefSeq and is a predicted model, not a curated record. The transcript has a single exon.
AACUGAAUAUCUGUAUUUUUAGUAGUAGUGCACUAAAUAUAUCACGAGAAUUCUAAUACUAAAUCUAAAUCUAAAACAUUUCAGCUUGUAACAUCUUAUUACUCAUACCCAUUUCAACCAUUUAAUUUCAUAUUUAUAUUUCAUAUUUAAUAUUUUAUAUUUUAUUUUAUUUUAUUUCCAUUAUACUCAAUCAUACUAAGUGUUCCAGUUCAUAAUGUCUCAAAGUUCAGUAGAUAUACCUCCAAUCACUGUUAAUGCUUCAGUAUCUACAUCUCCUACACCUUCUCAAAUAGUUGCUCCAAGUCAAUCACCUUCAAAUCCAAGUAGUAAAGCAACCACUCCAUCUUCAUUAUCCAUGGCCAAUAGAAAGAAAAAUAGACCUAAAUCUUUAAAUCUUACCAAUAAAUCUCCAACAAAUAGUGAUCUUGCUCUUCGUAUAGUAAGUCCUGGUAUACCAUCACUUAGUCAAGAAAUGAAAUCAACUAUGAUUAAAUCUCAAAAAAUUGAACUUCAACAAAGACAUCUUAUUGCUUCUAUUAACAGUGCUGGUACCAAUGGAUCAAAUCUAAUUUCUUCCCCUGUUUUAUCAGAUGAAAGAUCAUCUCCAUUAAUAUCUUCAACUUCUUCUGCUCCUACAAUCUCAACUACUGCAAAUACUACUUUAGGAAGUAAUUCUGGUUCUAAGCCAAGCUCAUCUACUAUAGCAUUUAAUAAUACAAAAAGAUCACUCGCCCAUAUGGCUGAUGAGCUAGAUAUUCAUUUAAGUACGAAAUCAAAUUCUAAAUUGACUAACUCAAAAAGAUUAAAACGAGCUCAAAUUCCUACACCACUUGUAUUAAACCCAUCAUUAAAUCAAGAUCAACAACUUCAUCCUACUAUACAAUCAGCUCCUAUCAGACCACAAGUUCCUGGAAGUCAUCUGAAUCCUCAACAACAAUUCCCUAGAGCUCGAACUGCCCAAACUUAUGGGAGAACUAUUCCUCCAUUUAAACGAGUAGGUGCUGUUGGAGCAAAUUCUUCACAAUCCCAACUCUAUGGUUAUCCAGCACCUCAUCGUAUUCAAUAUAGGCCGGUUCCAAAUACUCAAGUUGUAUACCUGAAUUUCCCAGUACCUUAUAUGUCAAGUUACCCUAUUAUACCAUCACAAUAUGCUCAAAACCCUUAUCAUCAAGAUUAUCCAAGGCGAGCUGUAGUUCCUUACACAUCUGUUAGUUCUCAGUUUCCUCGUGGUGUAAGAUAUGUUUCUGCAGCUCCUGCUAGUGGAAGAUUUGCAUAUCCAUCUCACCCUAUAGCACAAAGAAUUCCAAACGAUGAAACUGAAGUAAUUGAUGUUGAAGAACUGGAUGAAACACCAGCAAAUUCUAACUACAGUGAUUCUUCUCGCAUGGCAAAGCUGUUUUCAGUCACAGAUGUUUACCAUGGUGACAUUUCGAAAGUUGCACCUCUUAACUCACAACCAUUGUCCGCGCAAAGAGAAUUCUUUAAUAAAGAAGAAGUUGAAGUUAUUAGAGGACCUAGUCACGAAAGUGAUGAAAAUCAUGCCGAUGAAGGAACUUUAAAUGAUGAUGAUGAAGAAAAUAGUGAAAAGCAGGAUGAUGAAAACGAAGAGAAUAUUCAUGAAAAGAAGAGAACAAUCCAGUCUCAACAACAACAUCAAUACUAUUAUCAUCAACAAAGACAUCAUCUAGGUGGUGGACCAUGGAGUAAUGCCACACCCGCUACUUCAUCCUUGAGAUAUCCUCAGUCAGUAGGUGUUAAUAAUCAAUUCGAAGCAAUUAAAAACGGUGAAAUUUUUGGAUCAAUAAAUUUGAUGAAUGAAAGUAUAUUUAAUUUUAGAAUUUUUAAGAACUCUUCGAAUCAUGAUGAUGAAGCAGAAAAUGAGAACGAGAAUGAAAAUGCAAAUACAAAUGAAAAUACAAAUGAAAAUGCAAAUGAAAAUGCAAAUAGAAGAAAACAGAAGUUAAAUGUAGAUCAUGAAGAAGAGAUAAGUGAAGAAGCCGAACAAGACAAAACUCCCCCUCUAUCACCGGAAAGAAACUGGCUCUUAAAAGAGAAAGCAAAGUUUUUAAAGAUUUGUGAGACUAGCUGGGAUAAAUUUGUAGAAUCUAAAUUCCUAGAAAAUUCAAAUACUGCAACUUCGACAACAGAAUUGCCUUGAUCGAAUUUAAGUUAGUUAAGUCUUUUGUUUUUUAUAACACGUGCCUCUGAUUUAUUUAUAUUAUAUUUAAUGUACAUAGAUAUAGAAUAAAGUAAAUGAUAUCUAAUAGAAA